Messenger RNA from Populus trichocarpa (black cottonwood), 1833 nucleotides. RefSeq names its product protein PIN-LIKES 3. NCBI's taxonomy places the organism in Eukaryota, Viridiplantae, Streptophyta, Magnoliopsida, Malpighiales, Salicaceae. Gene Ontology annotation, cellular component: membrane. The transcript has 10 exons. Bases 341 to 1558 code for a protein of 405 amino acids. Gene Ontology annotation, biological process: endoplasmic reticulum to cytosol auxin transport. The record is from RefSeq and is a predicted model, not a curated record.
UAUUUAUUUAGUAUAGAUAUUUUACAGUUGGAACACACUUAGAAAAAAAAAAAAAAACCUACCAGCUAGCUUCUUCUACAAAAAGAUUCCGACAUUUUCACGUGUGAAGAUAUAAUGUUUUCCACUAAAGAAGACAGAGGAAGAGCUCUUGAUUAAGGUAGUAUUUCCUAUUUGAAUGAUCAGAACUCUAUUAGCUAAUGUCUGUAAGAAACAAGCAGUUUCUGUAAUUCUUGCCUGCAAAGUAUCAACAGAAGCUUGAGUUUGCUUAGGACUAUCCAAACUUGUCAAAAGAGGAGUGUCAAGAGAUCAACUUGCAAGUUUUGCAGAGAAGUUGUGUGUAAUGGGAUUUCUUGAUCUCUUUGUUGCGGCAUUAAUGCCAGUUCUGAAAGUACUCUUGAUUACUGGACUUGGCUUGUUCUUAGCGCUCGAUCGCAUAGAUCUCCUGGGAGCGAAUGCAAGACACUACAUGAAUAAUCUUGUAUUCUAUCUGUUUGGUCCAGCGCUCGUGGUUAGCCAGCUUGGAGAGACCAUUACUUUCCAAAGUUUGAAUACCUUAUGGUUUAUGCCAGUAAAUAUCCUUCUGACAUUCAUGAUCGGCUCUAUACUGGCUUGGAUUCUCAUUAAAAUCACAAAAACUCCGCCGCACCUCCAAGGCCUUGUCAUUGGUUGCUGUUCUGCUGGAAAUCUGGGGAAUUUGCUUCUGAUUAUUGUUCCUGCAGUCUGCAUGGAGUCAAAUAGCCCAUUUGGAGAUUCAACUAUCUGCUCCACUAAUGGAACAACUUAUGCUUCUCUUUCCAUGGCGGUUGGAGCUAUUUAUAUAUGGACCUAUGUGUAUAUUAUCAUGAGGAUAUAUUCAGAUAAGAGUGCUGAAGAUACUGAUACAAAUCAACCCAUAUCAGAUUCUGAAAGUUAUAAAGCGUUACUUCUUUCAAGAAAAAACUCUGGCUCCAGUGGCUGUUCUAAGGAAGAUGAACUUCCUCUAACUAUUUCUGGGGAAAAAUUGACAGUUAUGGAGAAGAUUUUUCAGUCUGUUAAGAAAUUUACAGCAAAGAUCAACCUGAAGAUGGUGUUUGCACCGGCAACAAUUGCAGCGAUUUGUGGGUUUAUAAUUGGCACAGUCUCUCCAAUCCGAAUACUGAUGAUCGGGGAUAGUGCUCCUCUUCGCGUGAUUGAUAGAUCUGCAUCUUUGCUGGGAGAGGCAACAAUUCCAUGCAUGACACUGAUAGUAGGAUCUAACCUUCUCAGAGGUUUAAGAAAAUCAGGAGUGAGUGUAUCAGUCAUUGUAGGGAUUGUAGCUGUGCGAAAUAUUUUCUUGCCACUUAUUGGCAUCGGUAUUGUCAAAGCGGCACAUCAUCUCGGCAUGGUUGAAUCAGACUCCUUGUAUCAGUUUAUCCUUCUGCUUCAAUAUGCACUUCCACCUGCAAUGACAGUAGGGGUUAUUGCACAGCUUUUCAAGGCCGGUGAAGGUGAAUGUUCAGUCAUUAUGCUGUGGAGUUAUGCUUUAUCAGCACUGUCUCUUACCCUCUGGUCAACCUUUUACAUGUGGCUGCUGCAGUAAGCACAAUUAGGGUUCCUUCUAUUCCCUGGAACUACCCUGCCAUGACAAAAUGAGGCCGCCGCAAGCUUAUCUUCAUCCUUCAGGCACAUCGAUCACAUGGGGCAUCAGUAAUUUACUAGUAAAUUAAGCUCAUGAAGCUUUGUUCCAUGAUAUUUAUUUAAUUAUAGCCACCAUAUUAUUUGAUUAAAAUUUGUAGAAUAUAUAGUGUCAAUCAUUUUGGGAUAUGGACAUCUGUGUGCUUAUGAAUUGUGAUUCCACUAUAAUGGAUUUGGGCA